Messenger RNA from Thunnus maccoyii (southern bluefin tuna), 1314 nucleotides. It is a transcript of the gene prrx1b, whose product is annotated as paired related homeobox 1b. The coding region runs from base 502 to 1305 and encodes 267 amino acids. The record is from RefSeq and is a predicted model, not a curated record. Gene Ontology annotation, molecular function: DNA binding; DNA-binding transcription factor activity, RNA polymerase II-specific. NCBI's taxonomy places the organism in Eukaryota, Metazoa, Chordata, Actinopteri, Scombriformes, Scombridae. Gene Ontology annotation, biological process: regulation of DNA-templated transcription. The transcript is spliced from 5 exons.
CAAGCUUUGCGCACACACUGAGCUUUGCGCAUCUGGUCGUCAUCAGCAGCAACAGCUCUUCCUGCUCAGAUGUGACUCAACCAGAGUGGGAAGAGAGCUCUCCUUCUUCUUCUUCUACUUCUUCUACUUCUUCUUCUUCUUCUUAGAGGACUUCUUUGAAAAGCGUCUCUUUGAAAGUCGCUCUCGGGGCAGCGGGACAAGCAGAGGCUGAUAUUUUUUUCUUGUUUGACGCGCACCGCUGGAUGGAUUGUCUGUAGGGGUUUGAUCGGGAAAAGCAGGCGAGGAGAAAACUUUGUGAAAGUUUGUUUGAGCCCUCCGCGGCUCAUCUGGAUGUGAACAGAUCCGCUUUCUGCUCGGAACACCCGAGUUUGUCUCUGGCUGGUUUCUGGAGACGCUGCUUGUGCGUUCUGCAUGCAAGGAUCUACUUGGCUCGCUUCUUCUUCUUCUCCUUCUCCUUAUUAGCUACCGCUCCGUUUUUUUCCGCUGUUCCCCAUUUGCGUCAUGACUUCUAGCUAUGCACAUGUAAUGGACAGGCAAGCUACGAUAUCAAACCGCCUGGAGAGUCCGAUCACGUCUAACCUGGACAACCUGCAAGCCAAAAAGAACUUCUCGGUCAGCCACCUGUUGGAUCUGGAAGAGGCCGGGGAAAUGGUCGGCACCCAGGCGGACGAGAGCGUCGGGGAGGCGGGGAGGAGUAUGCUGGAGUCCCCGGGGCUGACCAGCGGGAGCGACACAACCCAGCAGGAGAAUGAACAGAUGAACACAGAGGAGAAGAAGAAGAGGAAGCAGCGCAGGAACAGGACCACCUUCAACAGCAGCCAGCUCCAGGCUCUGGAGAGAGUGUUUGAGAGGACACACUACCCCGACGCCUUCGUCAGGGAGGACCUGGCCCGCCGGGUCAACCUCACCGAGGCCAGAGUCCAGGUUUGGUUUCAGAACAGGAGAGCUAAGUUCCGCCGGAACGAGCGCGCCAUGCUGGCCAGCAAAAACGCCUCACUCCUCAAAUCCUACUCAGGAGAUGUGACGGCAGUGGAGCAGCCAAUCGUACCGCGUCCUGCGCCACGCCCGAAUGACUACCUGUCCUGGGGCAGCGCCGCCCCCUACAGCUGGUAUCCAAUGCCGGAGGGGGGGCCAGUGCGAGUGCCACAGAAAAUGCUGCCCUCAGAGAACAACGCCAUGGCCACCUACCCGCCCACCUGCUCCAACACCAACACGUCCCAGGGAAUGAACAUGGCCAACAGCAUCGCCAACCUGCGGCUCAAAGCCAAGGAGUAUAGCUUGAACCAGGUGCCCACGGUCAACUGAGAGGGGCGG